AUGUUCCACUCAACCUUUCUCUUUUCUAUCAUCGUCAUCAUCAUCUUCAUCAGUUCUGCAAUUGCUCAACCAAAUAUCGGUUGUUCAAACGACAAUGGAAAUUACACAGACAACAGCACAUACAGAGCCAAUCUUCAACGAAUCCUCUCUUCUCUCCCGACCGACAAACGCAUUGUCGAAGGCUUCCUCAACGUCUCCUAUGGCGAAAAAUCCGACAGAGUGAACGCGGCCGCACUGUGCAGAGGAGACGUUACCCCAGAGCUCUGCCGUAGUUGCCUCAACGAUUCUGUUUUGGAGCUUCCAAAAAGAUGUCCCAAUCAAAAGGAGGCCGCGAUUUGGUACCUCAAUUGCAUGUUUCGCUAUUCGGAUCGACGUAUUGUUGGGGUUGUCCGAGAUAUUCCAACUUUUUGGAUGUGGAAUAUUGAAGAUGCGAUGGACCAAAAGAGGUUCGGUCAGGUGGUGCAGGGGAUGCUGGCUCAGCUUGCAGGGGAGGCUGCUAUGGGGGAUUCUAAGCUCAAAUUUUCUGCUGGGAAUGUCACUACUGACAGUGAUGAUUAUUGGAUUGUUUAUGGGAUGAUGCAGUGCACGCCCGAUAUUUCACAGGCACAGUGCCUGGAUUGCUUGCAAAUUGUUGCUGGGGUUGUUCAAACAUGGUGUCCAGGGAAAAUUGGAGCCAGAAUUAUUAGACCCAAUUGUUAUCUUCGGUAUGAGAUUUUCAGCUUCUUUGACUCUACAGCUGUUUCAAGAGUUUCCCGUUCGACCUCGCCACCGACACCGCUAUCCCCUCUCUUGCCAGUCUCACCUCCCCCUCUUUCACCAAAUACAACCACCAAGGCAGAAGAAAACGAGUCCAAGAGAUUGAAGACUGUCGUCGUUAUAGUUCUGCCAGCUGUUGUGGUUGUUCUAAUUGUGGUAUUAAUGGUCAGCACCUUCAUCUUCUUAAGAGCAAGAAAACAAAGGGUUGGAGUUGCAAGUUCAGAAGUGGAUGAUACUGCAGAUUUGGAGACUUUGGUAUUUGACAUCAGUACUAUAAGAACAGCAACAGAUGACUUCUCAGAUGAAAAUCAAAUUGGACAAGGUGGAUUUGGAGCUGUUUACAAGGGAAGCCUUGUAGGACAAGAAAUAGCAGUGAAAAGACUCUCCCAGAAUUCCAUGCAAGGAGAAAGUGAGUUUAAGAAUGAAGUCCUGUUAGUGGCUAAACUUCAACACCGGAAUUUGGUUCGGUUUCUCGGUUUCUGCCUGCACGAAGACGAAAGGAUUCUCGUGUUCGAGUUUGUGCAGAACUCAAGUCUUGAUAAAUUCAUAUUUGAUCCAUUGAAACGUCAAGAUUUGGACUGGGAAACACGCUACAAAAUCAUUGGAGGCAUUGCUAGGGGCCUUGUUUAUCUUCACGAAGAUUCUCAAGUUAAAGUUAUUCAUCGAGAUCUCAAAGCCGCAAAUAUUUUAUUAGAUGCAGAAAUGAAUCCUAAAAUUUCAGAUUUUGGCAUGGCAAAGUUGUUUCAAGAAGGUCAAACACGAGGAAAUACAAGUAGAGUUGUCGGCACUCAGGGAUACAUGGCUCCAGAAUAUGCAAUCUAUGGGGCAUUUUCAAACAAGUCGGACGUGUUUAGUUUUGGUGUGUUAGUUUUGGAGAUUGUGACUGGCCAAAAGAACAGCUCUUUCUAUCAGGAAGAGAAGAUAGAUGAUCUUAUAAGCUAUGCGUGGAGAAACUGGAGGGCAGGAACAACACUAAAUGUUGUAGAUCCCAUACUGAGAGGUGGCCCAACUAAUGAAAUAAUGAAAUGUAUCAACAUUGGGUUGCUCUGUGCUCAAGAAAAUUCAGCUGACAGGCCAACUAUGGACACUGUGCUUCUCAUGCUUAACAGUGACACGAUCACUCUACCAAUACUUUCUCCACCAACUGAUUUCAUGAAUAGGAAACCCAUAUCAGACAUUUCUUCACUAGAUAGGUCUGGUUCACAUGUGAUAGAGAUGGAAUGA
This is a messenger RNA of Benincasa hispida (wax gourd), 1980 nucleotides long. RefSeq names its product cysteine-rich receptor-like protein kinase 29. Gene Ontology annotation, biological process: protein phosphorylation. NCBI's taxonomy places the organism in Eukaryota, Viridiplantae, Streptophyta, Magnoliopsida, Cucurbitales, Cucurbitaceae. Gene Ontology annotation, cellular component: plasma membrane. The record is from RefSeq and is a predicted model, not a curated record. Gene Ontology annotation, molecular function: protein serine/threonine kinase activity; ATP binding.